AAUAUCAUAAAAGAAUUAUCUCUGCAACUUGAUAGUUACUUAUCAUUUAUGGGGGUAGAGUAAAAUGUCAAAGGGAAUCCAAACCAGUCCCUCUAAAGUGGAUAACAAAUCGCGUUGCAUCCCUUUUAUUAUGUUUAGAUGAAAGCCUCCAAAAUGGAAUUAGCUUCAGAAAAAGUAGAAAAAGCUAGAGAAGAACAGGCCAAAUUUGGAAAUCAGUUAAAAACUAAAGUUAUGAAACUGGAAAAUGAGCUUGAGAUGGCACAGCAGUUUGCAGGUGAUCGGGAUACAUGUUUUUUGAGAGAUAAAAUUAAUCAACUAGAAAUACAACUGGAGCAGAAGCACAGAGAAUUAGAGGAUAUGGAAAAAGAGAUGGAAAAAGAGAAAAAAGUCAAUGAACAAUUGGCUCUUCUUAAUGAAGAGGCAGAAAAUGAAAACAGGAAAUUAAGAAGAGAGAAUGAACAACUUUGUCAAAACAUCAUUGACUAUCAGAAACAAAUAGAUUCACAAAAGGAAACACUUAUGUCCAGAAGAGAAGAUAGUGAUGAUCAAUUACAAUUGUUUAAAAAAAAUUCAGAACUUGAGCAGUUUCUGGAUAUAAUUCAGAAUUUAACAGAAGCAAAUGAGAAAAUUGAAAUUCAAAAUCAAGAAAUGAAAAAGAACUUGGAAGAAUCAGUGCAGGAAAUGGAGAAGAUGACUAAUAAAUACAAUAAGAUGAAAAUUAUUGUUCAACAGAAUGAUGUUCUAAUAGAUCAGUUAAAAAAAGAAAGGCUUCAGGUACAGGAACUUACAGAACUUCUAAAAGCAAAAGAUGAAGAAGACGAUCCCAUUAUGGCUGGUGUUAAUGCAAAGGUUGAAGAAUGGAAGAGAAUUUUUGCUUCUAAAGAUGAUGAAAUAAUCAAAUAUCAACAAAUACUGUGUAAUUUGAGAGAGAAAAUUAGGAAUGCCCAACUUGAUGCUGACAAAAAUAAUGUUAUUACUCUACAAGAGGGCAUACAAGAAAGAGAUGGUCAAAUUAAGAUGCUUAUUGAACAAGUUGAACAGUACACAAAAGAAAUGGAAAUAAAUACACUGAUUAUUGAAGAACUGAGAAAGCACAAAGGAACUAGUCAAUCAUCACUGUAAUUCUUGUUGGACUGUGUUAUAUUCAUGUGGGAGUACAUAUCAAACCUUAACAAAUUUAAGAUUUGGACCUUCUCUAUUUGAAAAACAUUUGAAUUCUCUCUUCUUCUCACAAAUAACUUAUUGCAUAAAUGUCAUUAGUUAAACAAAUAUAUAAUUAAAAUUUUAAAAUAUUGUUUUGUCAAAUCUAAACCUUCUCUUUUGGAUGUUGGCUAUUAUCCUUUGGACCAGAUCAACAGCAAUAAACAAAAUUGUUGACAUAA
This is a messenger RNA of Antechinus flavipes (yellow-footed antechinus), 1382 nucleotides long. RefSeq names its product centrosomal protein of 290 kDa-like. The coding region runs from base 139 to 1122 and encodes 327 amino acids. NCBI's taxonomy places the organism in Eukaryota, Metazoa, Chordata, Mammalia, Dasyuromorphia, Dasyuridae. The transcript is spliced from 9 exons. Gene Ontology annotation, biological process: kidney development; camera-type eye development. The record is from RefSeq and is a predicted model, not a curated record.